UAUUAUUAUUUUACGUUUUUUUCAGUUGUAGCAGAAUUCAAUCAUGAUAUUAGGCUUUGAAAUAUGUAACAGUUUUACCCAGCUUUAUUUGGAUUUAUCCUGAAUUCAUAAGAACUGAAAAAGCUGUAGUUUCAGUCAGGCUUUAUCCGUAAUCUGCUGCAGAAUCUUGGCAUUUGCUCAGUUUCAGCUCAGAGCGCAUGCGCCAAGAAAACAAGUUGAGCGUCUCAUCAUCGCGGAGGGCAGGGGCGUGAAGCCCGCAGCAGGGGGGCGUGGCCAGUUUUGGAGGUGGCAGGAGUUGGACGCCUCAGACGCUUUGGAGCUACAGGAGGAGGACAUGAGGAGCGCUGUCCGUACGGCUGCUGGAGGAGGUUUCCAUAACCCAAAACACAAGAACAAAACAUGGCAGGAAAACCAUUCCGAGCCACCUUUAUUUGGACCAGCAUCAUUUCCAACCUGCACACCCAGGUGGAGGUGAAGCAGCGGCGCCACAACCUGAAGUCCUACCAGGACUGCUUUCUGGGCUCAGAGGCUGUGAAUGUGGUGUUGGCCCACAUCAGUUCCAACCGUUUCUUCGGUGACGAGACGGUUCCCCGCUUCAAGGCCGUGCGUCUUUGUCAAGCCCUCAUGGACUCAAAGGUUUUCGAGCCAGUGGGGGUCAAAGUCUUCAAGAAGGAUAAGAAAAAAGCCGUGUUCGAGGACAGCAGUCACAGUUUGUAUCGAUUCUUGGGUGCAGCCACCACCUCUCCACCGACACUGACCAACACCAACUGCAACGCUACUAUAGAGACCAGCUAUGACCCGUCGCCCAUGGACCAGAGCAGCUAUACAGAGGAAAGUCAAGAAGUACGGAGCUAUACUCCUCACUUCCCUGUGAAGGAACUGAAAUCAACAGAGGACAGGCUAGGAACCCUUAGCCUCAGCUCCCCCCUCACCCCUCGGAUGAUCAACCUCGGCCUCUCAGAAGAGCGUCUGCAUGAACUCUGGCACCAGCAGGCCAUCACCAGAUUGCUGCAACUGAUAGAGCUCCCUCUACUGGAGGAUUUGCUCGAAGGCCAGGAUGUUUCAAAGCUGCAUCUGAGCAGCGAGGACGGUGAGCCGGAUCUACUGUACGCUUCAAGCUACUUGGACAGAGAGGUCCUGAAGGCCUUCAGUGAAGCGCAUUCUGAUGAGUGGAUGCUGAGCGCAGUGGACUGCCUGGAGUUUUUGCCUGGAAAGCUGGUGGUGGAGGUCAGCCGAGGGUUGGCUGCUUCUGCAGGCGACCUGCAUUGCUGCAAGAGGCUGCUUUACCAGGUCUUGUCUCGGUAUUACAGUCGACUUCAACAGCCUCCUCUGCUCAGCAACCACAUUUUUGAUAUCCACUCUGGCAUCUCGGAACUUCUCGUGAAUGGGAAAUUUGAGCGAGCUCUGGAGGCCCUGCAGCUGAGCAUAAAGCUGCAGGAUGCUCGGAGCAGAGAGGAGCUCUGGAGGCUUCUGAAAUUCAUGGCCACUGCAGCCAAACCCCAGGAGGUGAAAAUCUACAAGGAGGCCGAGAACAGAAUGGCGGUGAAGAGGUCUUUCUCAAGCGCCAUCGUCUACAGCAGAAAGUUCUCUAGAGGAAAGGCGGGCUUGAUGGUCCUGUUCAUGAUGGACAACCACAGGGAUCUGUUUAAAACUCCCAUAACCCUGCAGAAGGCAGUGAAUGAGCGAAUAAUAAAUAUCAUGAAUGGGAAAGAUCCAGACACAAUAACAGGAUUAUCAUACUGCACAAGAGUAAGUGCAAAGACGUUCUCUGACAAUGCAGGGAAAACCACUAAAGAGGAGCUCCUGUCUUUGAUGCAGGUGAUCUACGAGAAGCCUACACUUUCCAGUAAAGACAAGACCCGGUUACUGGGGCAGUUUUACAAAGCUCACCCUCAGGUUUUUAUUCAGUACUUUGGUAAUAAAUUAUCUAGUAUAAACAUGAUGCUUUGCUGAUAUAUAUUUAUUUAUAGAUAUAAAACGUCUCAAUAAAUGUAAUAAAAUGUCAAAUAAGGGAAUGAAGUUGUUAAAAAGAAUGUGAAUAUCGUGCUCAGAUUAAGAAGAAUUGGAAUGUUUUUUACUUUUUGGUGCAGGACACCAUCAUAAAAUGUCAAAUCAGGUUAAUAUGUGAAAUUUUUUAUUAUUAUUUUUAACUGAACUGAAUUUGUCAGCUUGUACAGUAGCCGAGAAACCAUAGACGGUGUUUGUGAAGUAAAUAUCGAUGCACAGCAGGGCUGCGUGUGGGAAAGCCUCUGGAGUGAAAAUGUGAAGAUCUCUUGUCCUUUUCUAAUGAUUGUAAGGAAGUACAAAAAAAAAAUCCAAUGUGAGUGAAAGUUAGGUUGAAAAAGCUUUGCUGCGUUUUAGCGGCUUCCUCUGUGCAUUUAAAUGAGGUCUGACUUUAGGAAAGUUGAUUUAGGAAUAGCACUCAGUUUUUGCAAAAUCCAAACGAUUUGUGUGUUUUUUCAGUGGGAGGAGUUUACGUCUUAAACCAGUUCAAUCCAGCUGGUCAUUUUCUGAUCAGCGGUGUUUCAUCAUCUAAGCAGUUGCUCUAAAAUCUGCUUCAGGCUGAAAACUGCUAAUUGCUUGUUGGGAUUUAGUCUUUUGUGAUGAACGUCUCAAAGCUUGAUGCAUGGACUGGCUAAUUGUACCACAGAAAUGUGACGUUUGUUAUGAAGACAAAUGGCAUCUGGAAUGCCAAGUAGUGUUAUGGGUGUUUAAAUCCUUAACUUCAUCUUUAUUUUCAGAGGAAAAAGCUUAUUUUGAACAGUGUCACAACAGUGAAAUGCUAUGCCAUUUGAUGUAUUUUAAGAGCUAAAUAAAUGUUUGAAAUGCUUCUCCGUUCAUUCUAAUUGCUGCUUUUGUUUUCAUGCAGUGUUUGUGUUUAGGUUAUGUUAAAAAGGCUGGAAUCAAAAUGUUUCUUGUAAAUGCUUUUUAAAAAAUCCUGUUCUGCUAUAUUAAAAUUAGACUUCUUGUAUUUCCCAGAAAAAAAGUUGGUUUGCUGUGUAUAGAUCGCCCCCUGCUGGUGAUUUGAAAAGCUGCCAAACCAGAAGUGCUGGGAAAACUGUGUAAAGAGACAAACAGGACAUGUGCUUGAAAUUUUUUUCCACCUUUAUUGAAAGGAACUGUGUUUCUUCCACUUAUCUAAAAAAGCUUAUUUCCAGUUUGCCAACCUCAAAAGCCAAAAUCCACAUAUGAAUUUAAAAGUUUUGUACAGUAUAAUGGUCAGUCAUUACAAAUAAUAACUUCUGACACAAAGAAAAAAAAAAAAAGCCCCCCCCCCCC
Messenger RNA from Oryzias latipes (Japanese medaka), 3279 nucleotides. It is a transcript of the gene depdc7a, whose product is annotated as DEP domain containing 7, paralog a. NCBI's taxonomy places the organism in Eukaryota, Metazoa, Chordata, Actinopteri, Beloniformes, Adrianichthyidae. The record is from RefSeq and is a predicted model, not a curated record. Gene Ontology annotation, biological process: intracellular signal transduction.